CAAUGUUUAUUUAUAAAUAUUAUGACGUAAGCGGUGGCCACUUACCCAAAACCACGACGAGAGAGGAGGAAGUUCACUACAAGACAAGACAAGACAUGGCUUCAGAAAUUCAUGACAGUACAGGUGACAUAGAUGGUGGAACGCAGUCACCUUCAAAUCACGGCCACAGGGAUGGUACAGUAUCUCCUCCUACUCAUCAAGAUGAUGAUACCAUAAAGGACAGGAGGUUGUGCUCUGCCAGACAAAAGGAUGAUAAAGACGUCACCCAGACUAAAGACGUCCAGACUAAAGACGUCACCCAGCGAAAUAGUCUGAAAGAUGGGUUAUCUAACAUUCCACAACAACAAUGUGAAGAGCAAAAUAAACCUUCUGAUGCUGUGUCCAUUACUGUAACUCAGGAUAGUCAAGGCAUCUCUGAGAUUUUGGGCAUGAUAGCAUCCUCACAGAAUAAAAGAGGCUCUACCAUUGUCUAUCCAGAGGUAAACACUGAUAGCAGAAUGGCAACUAUUUUAAUCUAAUUUGGUCAGAAACAUCCUUUGGGGAAGGGGAACAGAUUUUGCAUAAAUGGUUACUCUGACCCCCAAGGGGCCAAAG
Pecten maximus is the source of this 594-nucleotide messenger RNA. RefSeq lists its product as uncharacterized. Lineage: Eukaryota; Metazoa; Mollusca; Bivalvia; Pectinida; Pectinidae. The transcript has 5 exons. Bases 3 to 518 code for a protein of 171 amino acids. The record is from RefSeq and is a predicted model, not a curated record.